CCAAUCUGUGUUUACUUCGGCGAGCCUCUGGGACUAUCCGCCUCAAACACAAAUGCAGGUCGCAGUCCUCUGCUUCACCCCUCCGCGAUAACCUGUAUCGACACGCUUUCUUCAGGUCGAAAUCUGAGAGCCACACAUUCCGCGGACAAUCCGACUGUUAUCCGCAGCUUUUACCUCCCCGUCCUACACAGCCCUUGCAUGCGCAAGAGCACGAGACCAUUUCGCGAGUCUUGUCCGCAGCUGCCCGCCGACCGCUAACGUUUGUACCGCGUGGUACUCCCUUACCGUCCCUUGUCACGUCUCUCGAGCGAGAAAAAUUCGACCAACGAAGUCUUCUCUAUUGAUCGCGUCUCCCAGCACAGUAACAUGGCGGAUAUUGACAUGUCGCGGCGCAACAAGAAGCCGAGAUUGUUGCUCGAGUCUGAGAGAGCGCGACUGGAGGAAUUCAUUGACAGUAUCGGAUAUUCCGCGAGAUACUCUGACAGCGAAUUCGAAUACCGGCAUGUGCAACUCCCAAAAGCCAUGUUGAAGGUCAUCCCAAGAGACUACUUCGACGACUCCAAGGGGACUUUGAAAUUGCUAUGGGAAGAAGAAUGGAGGGGGUUGGGGAUCACACAGAGCCUAGGAUGGGAGCACUAUGAAGUCCACGAGCCGGAACCACAUAUCCUGCUAUUCAAACGACCGAUUGGAUACCAGCCUCCUGCUCAUUGAUCUUGACACAAUCUCAUCCGAAUCAACUUCUCCGACUAGCGCAGCAUUGGGAGGGCGUUUUCUCCGGAACCAAAGGAACCGUGUUCAAAUGUGCAUUCAGCGGGCGUGCUUACUACCAGUUUGUGUAUGUCUUGAUGAAUGGAUCCCACGAUGGCCAAAGAAUUUAGGCACAAAGAUGUUGGUGGUCAGUCAGGUUUAGCAUAGCCUCAUCAGCUCAACCACCGACCCAGUUCAAACCCAUGAAAGAAUGGAUGGUGUACUUGCACGCUACUCAUUGUCGUCUGCAAGCGUCUUUUGGUCUCCAUGUCACAGUCCCGUCGACUCGUUGCUGGUCUGGC
Messenger RNA from Cladophialophora immunda, 1049 nucleotides. Its product is annotated as cyclin-dependent kinase regulatory subunit. Lineage: Eukaryota; Fungi; Ascomycota; Eurotiomycetes; Chaetothyriales; Herpotrichiellaceae. The coding region runs from base 367 to 711 and encodes 114 amino acids. Gene Ontology annotation, biological process: regulation of mitotic cell cycle. The record is from RefSeq and is a predicted model, not a curated record. Gene Ontology annotation, molecular function: protein kinase binding; ubiquitin binding; histone binding. The transcript has 4 exons. Gene Ontology annotation, cellular component: SCF ubiquitin ligase complex; cyclin-dependent protein kinase holoenzyme complex.